AUGGGAGUCGGUGCCAUCCUAGAACCACUAGUUGUCCUUGUCCUUCUGUUUGGAGGAACCUGGAUCAAUCGUGUGGUCAGCCCCUCUAACCCUCGACGGAAUUCAAAUCUUCCCCGGGCGGCUUCCUCCGACUCGUUGGAGUCCGGCUUUUCGACCUCGACCAAAGAUGGACUGCUGGGAUCGCGCUCCCCGUCGCCGUUGCCCGCUGAGAACUGGCACAAGCGGCAGGUCAGCCUCUUGGGCGUGAACUGGGAGGUCACAUCACCUAACACGGCCGUAUUCCAAGACCGAUUGCUGAGUCGUGUGCUGCGGAAGUUCCCGUUCCUGGUUGAAUGUUGGUAUUGGGCAUUGGUGUACUGGACAUACCAGCUGGGUCGUGCCUUCACCGCCGUAACUCUCAAAGAUGACACUGUCGACAUUGCGCGGAGACAUGCGUUGCAGCUGAUCAACGUCGAAAUCAAACUGGGCGUCUUCUGGGAGAUCUUGAUCCAAAAGAGCUUCCUUCGUCAUGCCACCCGAAUGGUCUGGAUCAACUGGAUCUAUUCAUUUAUCCACAUCCCCGGCACUAUCGCAUUUCUUGUCUGCCUGUAUUACUACACCACGGUGCGCAAUCGGGUCGAUGAGCCCCAAUUGGGAAAACCCAAGGGCGCGGUGAGCGGGUCGCCGGCCGGUCCCCAGCUAUACCAGGCCCGUCGGCGGACUUUGGCUGUAUGCAAUCUGCUUGCAUUCGUGGUUUUCACUCUAUGGCCCUGUAUGCCUCCUCGGUUGUUGAGUGACCCUGCCCCCGAAGGCCGUGAUGCCGAGCUGGGCCGGAGCUAUGGGUUCGUUGACACGGUGCAUGGCGCCAACGGAGCGGGAAGCGUCUGGACCCAGAACCGUUUCUGCAAUCAGUACGCGGCCAUGCCUUCGCUGCAUUUCGGCUACUCUCUCCUAAUUGGACUGACCAUCAUAACCAUCCCUCUCGCACCACAGCAAAGACGGAUGGUUCUGCGCUCUCGGCUGACUCGGUCCCUGCGGGUGACGCUUCCCUCCUGGCGCCGUCUCCUGUGCCUGGCGAUCGGUUUCCUCUACCCUUUCACCAUCCUCGUCGCCAUCCUUGCCACCGCCAAUCAUUUUAUCCUCGACGCAGUUGCCGGGUCUUUGGUCUGCGUACUGGGCUGGUACUUCAAUGGGAUUUUGCUCAAUCUCCUUCCCCUCGAGGAUUACUUCCUGUGCCUGGUGCGCAUUCACAAGCCCGAGCCCGCGCUCACGGACGAGGGUCGGACUCUCAAUGCAAAUGGCUUAGAGUAG
Messenger RNA from Penicillium olsonii, 1290 nucleotides. Lineage: Eukaryota; Fungi; Ascomycota; Eurotiomycetes; Eurotiales; Aspergillaceae. The record is from the annotation of a GenBank genome assembly.